This is a messenger RNA of Cutaneotrichosporon oleaginosum, 345 nucleotides long. RefSeq lists its product as uncharacterized. The record is from RefSeq and is a predicted model, not a curated record. NCBI's taxonomy places the organism in Eukaryota, Fungi, Basidiomycota, Tremellomycetes, Trichosporonales, Trichosporonaceae.
AUGGCCGCCGAGAGCGCCGUCGGAGGCUGGACGCCUGGCGGCGGGUCGUCGCUACGCCCGCUGCCCAACACAAUACCGUCCCAAACACAGGCGGACACUGGGGCUCCACCAUACUACGUCCCCGAGGCGGCCAACGACCCCACCUCGAACCGAUACCCGCGCACGUCGAUGCACUCGGACGACUCGUCGGGCGGGUGUGGUGACUGCAUGCGCACGACGGCCGAGUGGAUCGACGACCGGUGCUGCUGCGGUUGUUCGCCGACACAACGGUCGAACGAGCUGUGCGCGUAUGUCUGUGUCGCCUGCGUAGGCGGGUGUUGCGGCGCGUGCAGCAAGGCGUGUUGA